AUGAAGAAAGAGAAAAAUGAAGAAUUUUGGCGAGGCCUUUUCAACGACAUUAAAUUCGAACGAAGUCCAGAAGGAAAUUUCAACUUUAAACUGAUAUCGAACAAGUCGGAAUCAAGAGAGACUGGCGUCGAAUAUGAUCACCGAAUAUCUUACGUGCAAGAGGAAUCGCAAGCAGAACUGGCGGGGCUGAGUGAAAACAUGAGAGUCCUCCGCGUCAACAAGCAAUGGAUCGGUCAAAUGGAACAUAACGAGGUAGCCCAGCUUAUCAAAAAGACGGCUAAAGCGUUAGCCUUGCGUGUUGUUCAUUCUGAAGCAGAUCCAGAUUACAAAGAACGCGACGAAAAACUUGUCGAGAAAGGGUACAAGUUUCUAUUAGUUGAAAAGAAGAAAGGAAAAGGACUUGGUUUGAAUAUUGAGACAGAAAUGGAGGCCACAGAGGGAAAUCCCCGAUGGAAACACAUUGUUGUCAGUGUUGAUGGAGGAAGUGUGGCUGAUAGCGCUGGAUUUUCUCCAGGCCACAUUAUUGUUAGAUUAAAUGGAUUUGAUCUGUCAUCUUAUAACAGGAGAGAAUUUACGUCGAUAGCGCAAAACUUUAUGAGCAACGAGCAGAUUUCCUUUAUUGUGGCGAUUCCCGAUUUUGAACGACGAGAAUCAUCAUCCAGCGAGGAGUUGUCUGAACCACCGAGCAAAAGAGGAAAACGCAUCUCGGAGGGUCGAUAUUCUCUCGAUGAAAUUCAGAACGAGCACAUUACCAUUGACGGAGAAGAAGAUGCAAAUGUGACCAGGACGGCCCCAGUCUCUGUCGAAGCUGAAACGCUCCAGGCAGAAGAAUCUCUGCCGGUUGCAGCGCCGAGAGUUUUACCGCGAGCAAACGAUUUGCCGAAAGCACGACUUUUGCGAUUAGUGAAAUCAUCAACUGGCUCUUACGGAAUCUCGAUGAAAACAGAUCCGGAAAUCGGUUUGCAUUGCAUAUCGCUUGUUGCUAAAAGCCAACCAGGCGCACUAGCUGGGCUACUUGUUGAUGACUGUAUCUGGGAAAUCAACGGGGAGCCUGUCAGUAAAGCGGAUAGCGUGAAAGAACGCAUGCAAAAAUAUCCACACCACGUAGUGCUGCUCGUUACGAGUAAAACUGAAGCAAAAUGGUUUCUUAAUGCGGGAUCGAGGCCUGAUGAGUUUUUGGCCGAGAAAUGGGCACUGCGCUAUGGUGAAAGUGGAAUCCCACGCGAAGUCGAGAUUUUUGCUGGAGAGGAAAAAAUGGGAUUUGCUUUUAAAUCCGCUGCUACUGACAAAGAAAAUAACUUUGGCGAACAUUUUAUCACUUCAGUGACCAAAGAUGGGCUUGCGCACAAGGCAGGAAUGGAAGAAGAAGAUGUCAUCAUUAUCGCAAACGGAACCAACACGGAAACACUAGGACACGAAGAAGUUAUUAGUGUUAUAAAAUCUAGUAUGAAUCCAGUCAAGCUGACGCUCAUCAACAGAAAACUAAAUCAGGCCUACAAGAGGCUUCUGAUUAAUCCAGCAGAUACUGAUUUGAUUCGCGAACUGAACAAGUUCGAGCUCAAAACAGAACCAACAGUCUCAAUUCCACCUCCUUCAUAUUCUCAAGAAGACAAAGAAUUAACGACCGAAGAAGUGAUCGAAGAAAUUGCAGCUCGACAGACGGCGAUACCCGAGACGGAGAAAAUAGAAAGUCAGCCAAAGGAAACUGUAAAAAGAACCAAAACAAGGGAAAGUGAGCGAGAGCACAGAAAGAACGUAGUACUCGCUCAACAACCACGAAUAGUCACACUCAACCGAACGAACUCGUCAGAACUCAUCGGAUUCGAAUAUAGCUCUGACAAACAAAAUCAUCAUUUUGUUAGCACUAUUUAUGAAGAAACAGCUGCAGAUAUUGCUGGACUCCUCACAAAUGAUCGAAUACUUGAAAUCAACAGCGAAGAAGUCUCUGGCUAUAGCCGCGAAGAAGUAGAUAAGCUUUUGAAUGAAGAUACAAAUGUAGAGCUUCUGGUUGUUGAUGAAGCCACUUUGAUAACGUUAGAAGAGCGCGGAAUAAAGAUCACUGCGCAACUCGCUCGCGGAAUUGAUGAGCCCGAAGCAAUUAAAACAUCUGGCGCCACAGUAAGCAGAGCCGCCUCAACAAAAAUCGUUCCAUUGCCAAACACGCCCCAACCUCUUCCUCGUUUGGUUUUGUUGAAGAAGAAAAAUCAAACGUUUGGUAUCGAGAUUGGUACGGAAGACGAUAAAUUCGGAGCCAGCUCGCAUCGACUUAUUUCAAUUGCUUCGUCGGGACCUGCCGCAAAAACUUCUGCAAGGAUCGGCGAUUACUUGCUGGAAAUCAAUGAAAUUCCCGUCGCAGGCAAAAACCAUGAUGAUUUGAAGCUUUUAAUUCAAAACGCUGGCAAGAGAAUGGUUCUGCUGCUGGCUGAUUUAGAAUCCAUGGAUUGGCAUUUCGAUCGGCAACGAAUGAUCGACCCAUCUGAUGCAGUUCAAAUUCCUUUGGCGGAGUUUGAUAGCUCUGAAUCAGAAACCGAAGCUUCUUCCAUCGAUUAG
Molecule: messenger RNA, 2550 nt
Organism: Oikopleura dioica
Lineage: Eukaryota; Metazoa; Chordata; Appendicularia; Copelata; Oikopleuridae
Source: the annotation of a GenBank genome assembly